CAGACAAGGUCUCUGUCAUCCAGGCUGGAGUGCAGUGGUACAAACAUGGCUCACUGCAGCCUUGAUCUCCUGGGCUCAAGUGAUCCUCCCACCUCAGCCUCCUGAGUAGUUCAGACUACAGGCACGCACCACCAUGCCUGGUUAAUUUUUUGUAUUUUUGAUGGAGACCUUUUUAUAUUUUUGAUGGAUUUCACCAUGUUGCCCAGGCUGGUCUCGAACUCCUGAGCUCAAGCAAUCCGCCUGCGUCGGCCUUCCAAAGGGAAAGGAACAGCUCACUCAUGCCUGUUUCCAUGCAGAAGGAGGAGACUGCCCUGGGCCACAAUCUCCUCCUGCCCUGAGGAGACUGCCCUGGUCCAGAGGUCCCCAUCCCUCGAGCAAAGCCUGCAGAGAAUGCUGUUGGGACUUCAGCCUCUUAUGUUAGGGUUUCAACAAGUACCCAACUUGCUCCUUCUCUGGGAUGUCUAAUAUUUGUGGUGCCCCAUGCAGCGUCACGUAGCCCCAAACUCAGAGAGACGUCCACUCUUAACCCUCUUGGUUGCUGGGGCCUGGGAUCCACCAGGGAUCCUGGCCAGUGAGGAGGAGAAUGGAGAGGAGUCCACUUUCUCUGUCCACCGACUGUCUCAAUCACGGAAAAUGGGUGCUCUCCAGACACCCCCUCAGCCAUCCUUCCCGCACUCCCUGUGGACUUGUCAGCAGUGCAGGAAGCCUUCGGGUCUGGCCAGGAGAACUGUCAUUUAAGCUGCCAAACUCCCAGAUGCUCUGCUGGUCUCCAGAAUCAACAUAUUAUGAGUGCCUCACCCUCAGGCUAGGGAAGGGUUCCUCAACCUUAGCACUACUGACAUUUUGCACCUGAGAAUUCCUUAUUGUGAGGAUGGUCCUACGCAAUGUAGGAUGGUAAGCAGUAUCCCUGGCUUCUACGCAGUAGCUGCCAUGUUUACAGACACACCCCCCCACACCGCCAUGUGUCUCUAAACAUGGCUAAAUGUCUCCUGGGGGGCAAAAUUACCCUUGGUUGAGAACCCCUGACGUAGGCUAAUACCACGCGCUGUCUCUUUUUAGUGAGCUCCCCACAGUCAAUCCCGAAGACAAUAGAUUUCCAGUUCUAAAGUCUGCUCUCCCUUCCUCUACUGAAAACCCUCAUGAUCUUCAAUAGCUCCCCAUGCUCAUUUCCAAGCCAUUUGGCAUUCAAGUCCUCCUGCGUGGGCUGUCCCUGACCUAUCUGUUCAUUUUUAGCUGCCAUUUCCGCCUCCACUAUUCUUUUUGUUUGUUUGGCUGUUUGUUUGUUUUGUUGUGGCAGGGUCUCAUUCUGUUGCCCAGGCUGGAGUGCAGUGGCACGAUCUUGGCUCACUGCAACCUCCGCCUCCGAGGUUCAAGCGAUUCUCCUGCCUCAGCCUCUGGAGUAGCUAGGAUUACAGGCGCACACCACCACACCUGGCUCACUUUUGUAUUUUAGGUAGAGACAGGGUUUCACCAUGUUGGCCAGGCUGAUCUCGAACUCCUGACUUCAAGCAAUCCUCUCACCUUGGCCUCCCAAAUUGCUGGGAUUACAGUGUGAGCCACCACAGCCAGACACUAUUCUUGAACCGUAGCCAAUGGUGGGUAUCUCACUACUCCCAUCCAUCCAUUCAUCCAUCUAUCUUCAUCCCUGCAGUAAUCUCAAGACAAGGGGUGGGAGGUGGGAGAAGAACCAUCCCAGAGGGCUCUCCCCAUAUGUGUUCCUGAAUUCUGCUGUCUGGGUCAGGUCUGGCCUGUCCAGCUUUGGAAGAGGCAGGCUGUGAGGCCUCUGACCUCACAAAGGACUGUCAUGAACUCCAACAUCCCCGCAGUCCCCCCACCCUGCAGAUAAGAUGACUGACACAAAGAUGCGGGAUCUGCUUCUCGUCCUUCCACUUUUACUCAUCAAUGCCUUCAUCACCAUUAUACUUAUUUACUGAGCACUUCCUAGAUGCCAGGUUCUGUGCUCAGCACUUCAUUUCCAUUGCCUUAUUUAAUCUUUACAAAGACCCCAAGAUACCUCAUGGCACUAUUAUUUUUCUGAUUUUGUAGGAAAGCAAAUUAGAUUUUAGAAAAGUUACGUCACUAGCUCAAGGUUGCCGGCUCCAGUUGCCGCCCUUCUACCAUCAUCCUUUUCUAAUGUUUUUGGGCCAGAAGGGACACUAUUCCCUUCCCAGGCCUUCCCAAGAGUGUCCAAGCCCCCGGGUAUGCACACAUCCCAGGACAGGCUGCUCCCAGGUUGCCUGAGCUGGUGACGCUUUUGUUUCCCACUCUAUCCCUCCAAAUGGCCGCUUUCUGGAGCUGCUAAAAGGAAGGAGGCACUGGCGGGAAGGGGGGCAAGGGGGACAGUAUCUCACUGGGCCUAAUCUCUGGACAAUGAAGAACUAGAGAACUGACCUUCUAGAAGUCAGGACAAAGGGCAGGGCCAGGGUGCGCAGGGCCCAGCUGCCCCUCCUCCUCCCCACCAACCCAAGUCCCUGCAGCAGCACCAUCAUCCACCUUCCCAGCAAGCUCCCCACUCUGCCCCGGGCUGGGCCUGGCUUGGCUUGAAGCCCUCACCUCAGCUGGCACCAACAAGGGGGCUGGGAGUCCACUCUGGAGGGCUGGGAAGAAGGGCUACUUUAGGGAGUGGAUUCUGGAGGGGGUCGCCACCCCCUCAUCGACAGACCACGGGGAGAAAAUCCUUCUGGGGUGAUUGGCGGGGUCGUCUGGUGGGGGUGGGGGAGGUUCAGGGCUAGGACCACCCAGUUUGGAGCCGGGAGGGACCCAGCAGAUUAGAGACCUGGGUAAGGCAGCUGCGCAGGGCUGUAAUUACCCUAGAGGAGCAGGGAAGACACAAGCCCAGGAUGCCGGAGCAAGGGCGGCAGCAAGGCUCCAGGACCUCUCCCCAGCCCAGCCAUCAGCAGGGGAGAGAAAGCGAAGCCCUUUCAGGGGCCUCCUUGUGACUCUCCUUCAUGCCUCCCGACGUCCCCAGGGCCGCUUUGGUUUAGGUGGGUUUGAGAAAGAAUUUGGACUCGAAGCUGCCCUCUCAGCCCCAGCGCCAGAGCCCCCAAACUCCAGGGUGGGAAAAGGGAGUCCCAGCCCUGCUCCCCCUCUCCCCCAGUCCCCGCGGCGGGUGAGUCACCCGAGCGCUCCCUACAUAGUCCUCUGGCGCUGCGGCGCGUACCAAGGCGCGGACGCAGGGGGAGGCAUCUGGCGCGGCGAACUCCUGGAGCCGUGGCGCCCGCUCGGCCGUGGCCGUGGAAGAGGCGCCGGAAGGCUGCGGGCGCGGGGCUCCGGGGCGGGGGCGGCGCGGACGGCGCGGGCGCGCGGGGCUGGGUCCCGGGGCGCUGCUGGGGCGGACUCCCCCGCGUCGAACUUGGUACGCGCCAGCGAGAGGCCAGGCCCAGCCCGGGCGGUACAAUAGGGUUGGACCGAGGCCGGGACUGGGCCGGCGCCGGGCAGGGAACGGGAUCGCGGCCGCAGCCGAGAGACCCUGGGCAACCGGCACCUCCGAGCCUCGCGGGCCACCUGCCUCGACCUUCCCCGGAGCGCCCCCGCCUCCGAGUUGUUGCUUGCCGGGCCGGGCGUGAUGCGCCGCGGGACCCCUGUCCUGGCCGCUGGCCGCCGCCGCCGCCGCCGCUGAGACCCCGAGACCCCCAGUGACGCCGCAGCCAUGGAGAGCGGCCCGCGUGCGGAGCUGGGGGCGGGCGCACCCCCAGUUGUGGUCGCCAGGACCCCCCCAGAGCCAAGACCUUCUCCAGAAGGUGACCCUUCCCCCCCACCACCACCGAUGUCAGCCGUGGUCCCUGACACUCCCCCGGACACCCCACCUGCCAUGAAGAAUGCCACUAGCUCUAAGCAGCUUCCACUGGAACCAGAGAGCCUCUCAGGGCAGGUCGGGCCUAGGCCAGCCCCCGUGCAGGAAGAGUCCCCUUCCUCUGAAGCAAAGAGCAGAGGACCCACCCCACCAGCCACGGGCCCACGGGAUGCCAGACCUCCUGGAAGGAGCAGCCAGCCAUCUCCAACAGCAGUGCCAGCCUCUGACAGCCCUCCCACCAAGCAAGAGGUGAAGAAGGCAGGAGAGAGACACAAGCUGGCAAAGGAGCGGCGAGAAGAGCGGGCCAAGUACCUGGCGGCCAAGAAGGCAGUGUGGCUGGAGAAGGAGGAGAAGGCCAAGGCGCUGCGGGAGAAGCAGCUCCAGGAGCGCCGGCGCCGGCUGGAGGAGCAACGUCUUAAAGCCGAGCAACGUCGUGCAGCCCUGGAGGAACGGCAGCGGCAGAAGCUCGAGAAAAACAAGGAGCGCUAUGAAGCAGCCAUCCAACGGUCAGUGAAGAAGACAUGGGCCGAAAUCCGGCAGCAGCGCUGGUCCUGGGCAGGAGCCCUGCACCACAGCUCUCCAGGACAUAAGACCAGUGGGAGCAGGUGCUCCGUGUCGGCAGUUAACCUGCCCAAACACGUGGACUCUAUAAUCAACAAGCGGCUCUCAAAGUCCUCUGCCACGCUCUGGAACUCCCCCAGUAGAAAUCGCAGCCUGCAGCUGAGCGCAUGGGAGAGCAGCAUCGUGGAUCGUCUGAUGACGCCCACCCUCUCCUUCCUUGCUCGGAGUCGCAGCGCGGUCACACUGCCCCGCAACGGCCGGGACCAGGGUAGGGGCUGCGACCCUGGGAGAGGCCCUACGUGGGGCCGGGCAGGGGCCAUCCUGGCGCGCGGGCCGCAACCCGACCGCACUCAUCCCUCUGCAGCCGUGCCGGUGUGCCCGCGCUCGGCCUCCGCCAGCCCUCUGACGCCGUGCAGCGCCCCCCGAAGCGUGCACCGCUGCGCCCCCGCCGGUGAGCGCGGGGAGCGCCGCAAGCCCAGCGCCGGGGGCAGCCCCGCUCCGGUGCGCCGCCGGCCGGAGGCCUCGCCGGUGCAGAAAAAGGAGAAGAAGGACAAGGAGCGGGAAAACGAGAAGGAGAAGAGUGCACUAGCCCGGGAGCGCAGCCUCAAGAAGCGCCAGUCGCUGCCCGCCUCACCGCGCACCCGCCUCUCCGCCAGCGCCGCCUCAGAGCUCAGCCCCAAAUCCAAGGCCCGGCCAUCCUCUCCCUCCACAUCCUGGCACAGGCCUGCCUCCCCCUGCCCCAGCCCAGGGCCAGGCCACACUCUGCCUCCAAAGCCACCGUCCCCGCGAGGCACCACUGCAUCCCCCAAAGGGCGGGUUCGGAGGAAGGAGGAGGCAAAGGAGAGCCCCAGCGCCGCAGGGCCCGAGGACAAGAGCCAGAGCAAGUUCAGGGCCAGUGACGAGAAGGAGCCAGCAGCCCCAGCCUCACCGGCACCUUCUCCGGCGCCCUCGCCCACCCCAUCCCCGCCCCAGAAGGAGCAGCCCCCCGCGGAGACCCCUGCAGACGCUGCUGUCUUGACCUCACCCCCAGCCCCUGCUCCCCCGGUGACCCCUAGCAAACCAAUGGCCGGCACCACAGACAGAGAAGAAGCCACUCGGCUCCUGGCUGAGAAGCGGCGCCAGGCCCGGGAGCAGCGGGAGCGCGAGGAGCAGGAGCGGAGGCUGCAGGCAGAAAGAGACAAGCGAAUGCGAGAGGAGCAGCUGGCGCGGGAGGCCGAGGCCCGGGCGGAGCGGGAGGCGGAGGCCCGGAGGCGGGAGGAGCAGGAGGCACGAGAGAAGGCGCAGGCCGAGCAGGAGGAGCAGGAGCGGCUGCAGAAGCAGAAAGAGGAGGCCGAAGCUCGGUCGCGGGAAGAGGCGGAGCGGCAGCGUCUGGAGCGGGAAAAGCACUUCCAGCAGCAGGAGCAGGAGCGGCAAGAGCGCAGAAAGCGUCUGGAGGAGAUCAUGAAGAGGACUCGGAAGUCAGAAGUUUCUGAAACCAAGCAGAAGCAGGACAGCAAGGAGGCCAACGCCAACGGUUCCAGCCCAGAACCUGUGAAAGCUGUGGAGGCUCGGCCCCCAGGGCUGCAGAAGGAGGCUGUGCAGAAAGAGGAGCCCACCCCACAGGAGCCUCAGUGGAGUCUCCCAAGCAAGGAGUUGCCAGGGUCCCUGGUGAAUGGCCUGCAGCCUCUCCCAGCACACCAGGAGAAUGGCUUCUCCCCCAAGGGACCCUCUGGGGACAAGAGUCUGAGCCGAACACCAGAGGCACUCCUGCCCUUUGCAGAGGCAGAAGCCUUCCUCAAGAAAGCUGUGGUGCAGUCUCCGCAGGUCACAGAAGUCCUUUAAGAGGAUUUGCCUUGGAUCCGGGCACAGCUGUAAGGGCUCCUCUGCAUCACCUACCAGGAUGUCUGGAGGAGAAAAAGACAGAGCAAAGUUGGAAGUGGCCUGGGCCCCUGGGGGUGGGUCCUCUCUGUUGUUUUUAAUCUGCACCUUAUAGACUGAUGUCUUUUUGGCUGGAGCCAGAUCUGCCCCUCAGUGCAUUUGUGUGCUCGCACGCGCAGACAUCCCCUCUCCCCCAUACACACACAUACACUCACAGCCUCUCUGGCCUCUUCCCUUGGGGAGGGGCCACCUGUAGUAUUUGCCUUGGUUUGGUGGGGUACAGUGGAUGUGAAUACUGUAAAUAGCUUGUGCUCAGACUCCUCUGCGUGGAGAGGGUGGGUGCAGGAGGCAGACCCUCCCCGCAAAGCCCCCUGGGGAGAUCUUCCUCUCUCUAUUUAACUAUAACUGAGGGGGAUCCCAGGUCUGGGGAUGGGGGACACCUUGGGCCACAGGAUACUGGUUGCUUCAGGGGUACCCAUGCCCCCUGCCCUUGCCUGGAAUCAGUGUUACUGCAUCUGAUUAAAUGUCUCCAGAAAUAAAGUGAGAAUAAUUCUGCCAA
This is a messenger RNA of Macaca mulatta (Rhesus monkey), 6770 nucleotides long. It is a transcript of the gene MAP7D1, whose product is annotated as MAP7 domain containing 1. Gene Ontology annotation, biological process: microtubule cytoskeleton organization. NCBI's taxonomy places the organism in Eukaryota, Metazoa, Chordata, Mammalia, Primates, Cercopithecidae. The record is from RefSeq and is a predicted model, not a curated record. Gene Ontology annotation, cellular component: microtubule cytoskeleton.